GCUGUUGACAUCUCAUACGCCGUGCAUGCAUCCCCCGGUUUCCGAUCUCCAUGUCUCUGUAGCUCACCCACACUACCGACACUGCAACAUCUCCCAGCUCCCCACCUCAGAUCCUCAGACGCAACCUCCACCCGUGCCUGGCCACCACCAACAACGCGCAUACACUGACACCUGCCUCAUUCUCAUUCUCCUUUCUCGCCGACACGAUGCCCGCGAUCCCCUCGGCCGCGCGCCGCGCCACGCGCGUAAUUGACAGCGAGAGCGACUCGGAGGCGGUCGACGAGCUCGACGACGACCACGGCGACUCGGACGUGUCCGAGAUCGAGGAGGCUGAGCCGGAGCCCGAGCCCGAGCCCGAGCCGGAACGGCCGAAGAUCCGGCUGCGCAUGCCGGCGCGCAAGCCGCAGCGGAGCACACGCACGGCGGCGAUCAAGGCGAGCGCGCGGGCGGUCGCGCAGGCUCAGGCGAGCGCGAAGGAGGAAGAGGAGGAGGAGGACGAGUUGGACGAGGAGGAGGAGGAGGAGGCGGAGGACGUGGACGUGGAGGAAGAAGAGGUGGAGGAGGAGAGCGGGAGCCGCGCGCCGAGCCCCAGCAAGAUGACGGCACGGCAGAGGGCGCGGUUGACGGAGGGCGAGAGCCAUUUGAUGGCGCUUCCUGACGGAUUCUCCAAGCCCAAGCCUGAACUCACUGAGGCCGAGCGACUACAGAAGCGUGAGGAGAUGGCGCGCCGGCGCAAGCGGCAGAACGAGCAGCGUCUGCAGGACGAACAGGACCAAACGAUCAACCGCCUGCUGCGCGCGCAAACAGGCCGCUCACGCACCAAGCUCGACGACACGGACACGCCGCGCAGCGGCCAAGUCUCGCCCGUCAAGGCGCGCGUCGUGCCCGACGCCGUGCGCUGGGUGUCGCGCAUGCAUGGCGAGGACGUGGUGCUGCGUGUGGGCGUCAAAGCUGGGCGAGAGGCGUGGAUCGCCGUGGGCGAGGAGCAUGUGCCGCGGUUCGAGGCCGCGGAGCCCGGAGAUCUGGUGUGUGCCGCGCAGGGGUGUGCGCUCCCCCGCAAGUAUCGGAGCGUGGGGAAGCCGAGUGUGGGCGGAUGCAGUGUAGCGCACCUCAAGGAGGUGAAUGCUCGGGUGGCGAGGGGGGAGCUGUAGAGGUCUGGAUGUAUGUUACUUGUUUAUGGUUACGGCGCCUCAGUGGGCCGCUUUCAGUCAAUCCACGUAAGGAUAUGCAACUU
Molecule: messenger RNA, 1234 nt
Organism: Cutaneotrichosporon oleaginosum
Lineage: Eukaryota; Fungi; Basidiomycota; Tremellomycetes; Trichosporonales; Trichosporonaceae
Biological process (GO): chromatin remodeling
Cellular component (GO): Ino80 complex
Source: RefSeq, a predicted model, not a curated record